GACUGGAGGAGGAGUGUGUGUGUCUGGAAUGAUGAAGAAAUAAGUGAGCGCAUCAGUGUGAUCUACACCAGAAGACAGAGAUCAGAUUUUCUCUGUGUUGUUUCAAAUGGAGUGUCGGUGUCAGUGAUGGAGGGAGAUUCAGUCACCCUAAACACUGGGGUUGAAAUAAAACAACAAGAAGAUAUAAAAUGGUAUUUUAAUGAUAUUUGCAUUGCUCAGAACAGUGGAGAUCAGAAUAAGAGUAAGAUCUGUACGGAUAAUCAGUGUAAAGAGAGAUUCAGAGACAGACUGAAGCUGGAUCAUCAGACUGGAUCUCUGACCAUCACACACACCACAAACACAGACUCUGGAGUUUAUCAACUACUGAUCAUCAUCAGCAGCUUUAAAAAGGUCUUCAUUGUAUCUGUUCAUGGUUCGUCUGGUGUUGAUACAGUCAGAGUGUUAGUGUCAGUGAUGGAGGGAGAUUCGGUCACUCUACACACUGGUGUUCAAACAAACCAGCAAGACAGAAUUAGAUGGUAUUAUAAUGACAUUCGCAUCGCUCAAAUCAAUAGAGACCAGAGUAAGAUCUGUACAGAUGUUCAGUGUAAUGAAGAUACUGAGAGAUUCAGAGACAGACUGAAGCUGGAUCAUCAGACUGGAUCUCUGACCAUCAUGAACAUCACAAACACACACUCUGGAGAAUAUCAACUGCAGAUCAGCAGCGGCAGCAGCGACAGUGACAACACCUUCAAUGUUAUUUUAUAUGGUGUUUCUGCUGCUGAACGAGAUACGAUUAAGAGAAAGACCGUGAUGGAGGGAGAAUCUGUCAUUUUAUACACUGGUGUAAUAAGAAAUCUGAAUGAUUCAGUUACGUGGUAUUUUAAUGAGAUUCUCAUCGCUGAAAUCAGUGAUGAACCCAGAAAAAACUGUACAGAUGAUCAGUGUGACGAGAGAUUCAGAGACAGACUGGAGCUGGAUCAUCAGACUGGAUCUCUGAUCAUCACACACACCAGAACUGAAGACUCUGGAGAAUAUAAACUACAGAUCAACAACAGCAGAUUCAGCAUCUUUAAGAGCUUCAGUGUUUUUGUCACUGCUGUUCCAGAUCCAGGUUUAUCUUCAGCUGCUGUAGGAGGAAUAUGUGCUGCUGUUAUUCUGCUCGUGGCUGCGGCUGCUGCUGCUGGGAUUUACUGUUUCAACUGGAAAUCGAGGAAAAGGAAAGCAAGGCUAAAAGGAAACAGGACACCGCGAGAUGAUCAUGAUCAGGAGAAUGAUGUUACAGAAGCACUGCCCCUCAAUCAGAGGACUCAGACCCCACUGAUGGAUGAUGGUAAUGAGACUGAGACUCCACAGUUGGAUGAUGAUAAUGGGACGUCCCAUAAUGAGACUGAGACUCAACAGGUGAAUGAUGAUGAAGAGAUUGAGACUCAAGUUGAUAAUGAGCAGUCUUCUAGUGAGACUUGAGACUAAUGGGAUUUCUCAGUAACAUUAGUUAUUAUUUUACGCUCAUGGAGAAAUGGUGUCGUGAUACUAAAAUAUCAGUAGUCGGUACCAAUAAUGGUGACUUGAAGUCAAAGCAAAGCAAGCCAUCACCAACAGAGUGCUUGUGGGAUUUCCAGUGUGUAACUGGUGGGAGUAUUAGAGGCUGCUAAAGGAUCCAGACAGAAACAGGAUUAUCACUCGUCCUUCACAGAAUUGCGGUUCCUUCAAUCAUUAGCAGCAGAAUAUACACUGUAAGACCCAAUAACACACUGAUCUGUUUAAUCAGAUUCAUAUGUCAUACUUGGUGUGCUCUUCACCGAUCAUGUGCAGAAAUGAGAACGGGAAUAUGUUAGUUACUGUGACCUUAUUAAGAUGCUUGGUAACCUACAAACUGGUGUUUUAAAAACAUUCACUGUCAAAACUAAUGCUUUCAGUUUUGGUUUGUUUGUUGGUGGUUUAAAGAAAGGUUAAAAGUCCAAAUCCUGCAAGGAUUGAUCCAUGAAAUAUAAGCAUUGUGUCCUUGAUCAAAUGCCGAAUCUCAGGAAAUGAACCUGUAAAACUCCAUUGAAAGACUCUGGAUUGAUGCUGCUACAAAAGCACAAAUAUUCCUAACUGUUACUGGCUGCUAUGCUGCUGCUUAAUGGAAUUUUUAAGCGCAUUUCAUAAAUGUGUGUGUACUGAUAAAAUGAUAUUCAUUUUGUGUGAUAAAUUUCUUUUCAAUGUUUAAAUUAUUUAUUAAAAUUAACUAUUUAAAUUAUUUAUUAAAAUGUAAAUAAACGCGAUG
This is a messenger RNA of Pimephales promelas (fathead minnow), 2248 nucleotides long. The record is from RefSeq and is a predicted model, not a curated record. NCBI's taxonomy places the organism in Eukaryota, Metazoa, Chordata, Actinopteri, Cypriniformes, Leuciscidae.